CAGCAGCUCCCAGAAUACAACAGGACCAGCAGCUCCCCAAGAAGAUAAAACAGAACCAGCGGCUCCUGCAGAGGAUGCAAUGGAACCAGAAGCUACGGAAGAAGCUAAAACAGAACCAGCAGCUCCUGCAGAUGAUAUCACAGAACCAGAAGCUACUGAAGAAGGUAAAACAGAACCAGCAGCUCCAGCAGAAGAACUAUCAACUACAGCAGCUGGGGACACAGAAGCAGCUGCAACAACAGCAGAGCCAGCAGCUGAUCCAGAGACUGAGCAACCAGCAGUUAAUGUAGAGGAGGGAACAACUGCAGACCCUGAUACCACAUCUGCUCCGGUGGCGAAUGGACAUGAUGAUGUGGCCAAAGCUGGGACAGAUGUAGCAGACGAUAAAGAGGAAGAGCCAACCGAAAUAGCUAAUGAUACCAAUUCGAUUCCCAUUGAUAAGGAAAUUAUUGUCCCAAAGGGCAGAACAGGAGUGCAUGCCCAGUUUCCUACAGGUAAUGAAGAGAUUGCAGAAACUGAGGUGAAUGCAGCGCACGUAGCUGGCAGCUCAGCAAAUGAUGAUCAGAAGACCAAAGAAGCCAGUUCCAGCUCUGUAGCAGGCGUCGUGUGCGGAAUUGCUGUGGCCGCUGUGGGAGCGGUUGCAGGAUACUUCACCUAUCAGAAGAAGAAACUGUGCUUCAAAGAAAGACAGGAGGCGGAUCCAGAGGCUGCGCGCAAGGCCGACGCGGCAGAGGCUCAGUCGGAUCCCCAGGUCCUCAGCAACCUGCUCAACUCCUCCUAGACCAGCAAUGAUCACAUGACUGACUGACUGCACCGACUCCAGUCAACAACGUGGCAAUCUCACUGUUAGGGUCUCUCCUUGAUAGAGCUAUAUUACUGUGAGGCCCUAGAGUAGGGCUCUCUUUGUGUGUGUGUGUGUGUGUGUGUGUGUGUGUGUUAGGGAUGAGUUCAUACGAUACACAGUAUCAGUAUCGAUCCAAUACUGGUCAGAAUCACUGGAUCUGAUAUGGGGGGAAGCAAAAACAUUCACUUCAAUAUGAUCCAUUUAUAUGAUAUGAUUUUAGGUGUUAUGCACAGUUCUGCCGUGCUGCAGUGAUCAUGUGCACUAUGCUGUCAUAUUUCAAGAUAUUGGUAUUGAUAGAUACUGAAAACUCUGAUAUCGCUACUGGACCUGAAAAAGUGGUAUUGAGACAUCCCUUGUGUGUUUGUGCGUGUGCGGUGUGAAAUUAGAUUUUAGAGAAGAAAAAAGCAAGUAAAUAUCCUCUAUGUGAACACUAGGGGCUUUAUGAUUGUUUUAAAUUAGAAAUACUUAAAAAUAAUUGGUCAAAUCUUUUAUACUUAAAGCCAAAUCCAGUCUUUUUCAGAGGAGCCACUAAAGAGAUGAAAUCUCUAAUUCAGCAUGACCAUGAGAUAGCCAACUCACAGAACUACCUUUUUUUUAAAAAUUGAUAGUUGAAUGGCUGCCAACUAGUUCCAGUAAGUGAAUGUGAAUAUAAACAAAUGACAAAUUGUGAUGUUGUAGCUGUUUCACUUGAAUUUACUGAAUCCCUCCAAAUGGGAUUUUCAUUUUCUAUUUUAUUUUUUUUCAUAGCCAUCCAUAUCAUUUUCAAAAAUCCACUCAUUCAUGUGAAUUCGUUUUUGUCAUUUCCAAUACACUUAUCUGCAUUAUAAAUGUGGGAUAAAUGAAUACCUAGGGGGCUUCAAUAACUGCCAAUUCAUUUCCUGGCGAUAACACUGUAGGCCUUUUUUCACAGCAGAAAUAUUGACUUGUUACAGUAGCAGACGCUGUGGCCUUUAGGUUGAAAUUAACAAUGGCUUUGUUCUAUUCAAGAGCCCCAGUCAAAAAACAAUCUUCUUUGAAAAGGCCUGUAGGAUCCGUGAUUCUGGUAAUGCUCUUAAAUGGUCCAAUAUGUGUCCAGAGGGCCACUGAUGUCACUGUAUGUGUGUGUGUGUGUGUUUGUGUGUCUUUUGAUUGGUGAAGGGGCUUGGUUUUUAAAUCAUAGUGGGUCUAUAUCACUUCUCUUCAGUCAGUACAAUGAAUGAAACAUUCGAAAUCGAAAUGAAACGCGAUGGACGUCCACGUAUUUAAAACACGUAGAUCCAUUUUCCCAAGGCAAAGGCAAGUUGUCAUUAAAUCCUGUCCAGUCCUGUUUCAGUCAGUAGAUGAAUGUUCACCUGACAUGAGCCAGAGGUCAAAGCAGACAUGUAGUAAUGUGUUAGACAUUGUUCUAAUGUAAUGUGUGUUUAUCUAGUUGUGGUGCAGUAGUUUCUUCUCUAUAGUGCCUUUUACUGACGCAGCCUGACUUGACCAAUGGACAGACAAACAGAAGAGGUCCGAAAUUAAAAGUGAAACCAGACAUUACAAACAUAUGUGUAUCAGACAUGAGGAAUAAAAAUGAUGGAAAGUGUUGGUUGAACAUUUUUAGGGCCAGUUUUUUUUUGGAUUAAUAUUGCACCCCACACAGUUUCAGCUGUGAAAAUCUCCUCACUGCGUGUCUCUUUAUUUGAACAAGUCAGUUGCUGUCACAGUGUUUUUGUAUCAUUCAUAUCGCCACAUUACAGAUGUCACUCACCUGUGGUUUUUAUAGGAAUUUAAUAUUCUGCAGUGGUGCCUCAGAGCUGAUACAGCUAAUCUUUAGUCAACUUGCUUGCUGUGGUAUUUUGUGAUUAUUAUUAUUGUGAAAUGCCGAAGCAGUGCUCUUUAAAAAAAAAACAAAAAACAACAACCACAAAAAAAAAAUAGUUCAGCUGUAGCACAAAAAUAUAAACUUCUGAAUGUCUUUUUGUCGCCUUGCAUUUUUGUACUCGCUCCUUUUAAACAUAGAGGUCGCAUAGUGCUGCAGUUCAUGUUAAGUGUGUUACUCGUAAAGCACCGUAUAGCUGCAAUACAGGACAGAGACUGUUCCUAACAGCCUUGCCUCAAGCCGAGAAAUAUUAAGUCUGUGAUGUUGUGUAUUGAUUAAUUCUACUGUAUGAACUGUGGACUGGAUGCCAGUUCAAAUUUUGGUUUGAACUGACUUCUUACCCUGUAAUCUGUGAUAAACUGAGUUUCUCUUGGCACUGAGCAAGCGGAUCAUGUGUCUGAAAGCUCUUAUUACAUCAACUACUUUGGCAUGGAGUGAGAAUGCACAAAAUAUCCACUAAAUAACAGUACAAUCUUUCAGAAAUAGCCACUGAUGCCUUCAGAACAGCUGAUUACCCUUUUAAUGCAGUUCUCAUCUUUUCUGUACUCUGCAAUCAUUGCAACAGGGAUCCGCUUAAGUACGCCGCUUCCCUUCAGUGCACAAACCGAAACCUUACUGAUUGAAUGUCAAGGAGGCAGAAAUGUGGUUACAAUGACUGAAUUCGUCUGCUGUCCACUCUACGCUUUGCUCCGAGCAGUCAGAUCCUGUGUAAACACAAACAGUUUUAAAGCAGAAUGUAAACAAAGGGAACCUUUAACUCACUGGGUCCUGAAGUGCACUUCCCAGAUAAUGUUAUCAGAUAAUGCAUCGUUCAAGGCACCAAGCAUUCCUGCCUUAUACCACCAUUUUUUGAAUAUUCCAGAGAGGAAAGCAAAGAAUAAUGUCACCAUCGGGGAGAAACAAUGAAACAAGCAAAGAUGUGUUUUGAAGGUUAUUUUAAUAACAAUCUCUUUGGGAGAAGCACUUUCCUAUCCUGUAUACAUCUUGAUCCAUUUAACACAUUUAGAUGAUUAAUUUUUGAUUUAGACCAUUGCAAGACUUUUUUUAAUUUAAAUAUCUUGUGUUUUUUUUUUUUUUUUGCAUAGAAACUGUUUUCUUUGUUUUUGUCAUCUGGCACUUGUGUUGGUCUUCUGGAAUUGUGUAAAUAAUGUUUGAGGAGUCAAUUAAAUGUGGGCGUUGGUGUGUUAUUCCCCUGCCAAACAUCUAUGGGUGUGUGUUUGUUUCUACAAUAAUAAUAAUGAUAAUCGUAUUUAACUCAUUAAAUCUAGCUCUUUUUUUUUUUUUUAAAUAGGAAAAAAAAAACUACAUGAACAGUGUGCUGUAGUCUCUUUAAGUUACUUGUCACAUAAGUGUCUGCAGAGCAUUGGAAAGGCAAUAAAACUUGUGUUAAAUAAAUCACAGGCAUUGUGAGACACAACCUGAAAUGUGUAAUAUGUAAAUUAUUAACAACAGGGAGCUUAUGCACACAGUUUGGAGGCAUUUGAAUGAUUUAUGGUGACAAGUCCACUUGAAACUCAAUUAAGUCAUAUUUGAAAACCUGUUUGGGGUGUUGUUGUUGCCAAAUAAACCUGUACAUGUUCCUGUAAA
Solea senegalensis (Senegalese sole) is the source of this 4271-nucleotide messenger RNA. RefSeq names its product CD99 antigen-like protein 2. Bases 80 to 781 code for a protein of 233 amino acids. The transcript has 9 exons. Gene Ontology annotation, biological process: positive regulation of neutrophil extravasation; homotypic cell-cell adhesion; T cell extravasation. The record is from RefSeq and is a predicted model, not a curated record. Lineage: Eukaryota; Metazoa; Chordata; Actinopteri; Pleuronectiformes; Soleidae.